This is a messenger RNA of Maudiozyma saulgeensis, 888 nucleotides long. The record is from the annotation of a GenBank genome assembly. Lineage: Eukaryota; Fungi; Ascomycota; Saccharomycetes; Saccharomycetales; Saccharomycetaceae.
AUGGAUUUACAGAAUGCUAGGGAGAGAUUCCUAACGAUAAUGAGUACCAAACUCUACACAGCAUUGGAACCUGCAGAAUUGAAUGAACUAUAUGAAGAGCUUAUGUUGUACAUGAAGCGUGGAGAUGUUUAUUUAUCAGAACCUCAAAAUUUAUCCCUUAUGGAGAUGCUGUUUUAUUUAAAUGUCUACAUGAGUAGUGAUGUUAAUGCUCAAGUGAUCUAUAACAGUUUAAGGGAUCGUUUAGGAGAACGUUCACCAAAAUUAUAUGUAAUGAAUGCUACAUUGAUGCAAAUUAAUGAAAAUGAUCUUGUAGCGUUGAAAUAUUUAGAAAAAUUGAUUAAUGAAGAAUAUGAAUUUGAUUCAGAUCCUGCUACUUAUGGAAUUAUUAUGAAAAAGAUUUUAUCUAUUAAAUUUGAAUUAUCAAAAGCAGGUAAAUUGAAUAAAGAGAAUGAUAUACUCAAAGAAUUAAUAGACUUGGUAGAAAAACUACCUCUAGAUCCUGAAUUAUGGUGGUAUUUGGGUGAAACUUAUUUUAAAGAUGGUCAACUUGAUGAAGCAAAAUAUUGUUUUGAAGAAGUAGUAUUAAUUAUGCCAUUCAAUUAUGUUGGAUUUGCUAAAGUUGCAGAAGUCACAUAUUAUAAAGCUCUACAAAAUAAAAAUAAUGAAGUUUUACUUGAUGAAUCCUUAAAGAAUGCAUUGAGGUCCGUAGAGUUAAGUGGAUUAUAUCUAAAAGGAUGGUCAUUCGUUGCUGUAACUGCAAAGGCCCUAGGUAAUAAACACGAAGUAUUAUCAUUAGCCACAAAGAAAAUACAAGAGAUUGAAACUGUUUCUAAUAGUCGUGAUAAAGUUGCUGCCGGGUUAAUUAUAAAGGACAUGGAAUUGGUUUAG